GGGACCUCAACAUGUGAUGUUCUUCUCAAUGCUAAUGACGCUCACAAACUUUUCGAUAUCUUCACCGGUAAGGCAACAGAACAGGGUAGCGAAAAAGAAUCAGCAUCCAUCAAGCAAUAGAAGGGAUACAAGAAGCUUUGAUGUUUACGAUUUGAGUUUAGGGUACGAUCCAGAAUUCGAGUUGUGGACAGAAAACACUUUGAAUAUUGUGUUUCCGCCUCUAAGAGCACAACCUGUGGAAAUCGGGUAUGACAGAGUUGGAUAUGAAUCUCCUGAUUUCAGCAACGGACUAGAUUAUCCGGAUCCAUACCUAAGGACAGGACCUGAAGCAAAGAGGAUGGCAGACUUCCUCUACAGCAAAGAGCUAUUUUUUGGAGAUAUACCCCAUCAAAGAGCUCUUCUUGCAAACCAAGAGCUGAGAAAGCAGAAUGGAUUGUCUCCUAAUGUUCUAAAAUCAAUAAGGUUUUACUCUCCUUUUACAAACGGUGAUUUGUAGAAUAUUUUUAAGGAGCGAUAGGUGAUAAAUUCAAAAACAUAUCAAGCAAAUUUUGCUGAAAUACGCAGGUACAUACGUUUAGCUAAGCUAGUAUGUUACAAUACUUUGAGUUCUUAGCUCUCUCUGCUGUGUCAACUUUCAUGUUUUUAUUCGUUAAGUUUAAUUGUCUUGUGGUCAGUACUUUGACGGAGAUAACAGCAGGAAAAGCGUAGCUAUAAUAUUGUUUUAAGCACAGAUCUGGGAACCUUGGUUUAAAUUCCAACUCAAUCAAAAUUUAAUCCUGCAGAUGUGCAGAUUUGAACUGUGAUUUUCUUAUGGACUCUUGUCACAUAUCGACGACCAUUUGAAAUACCUUUAAUUUGACUACAUAGAUUCUUCAACAGGUAUUGUACCCAUAUAUAAAUCUUGCUUCAUCCACGUGUAAUUGCCGAAUCUGGACUAUUAGAGGGUGUUGCCAAAGCUCGUCUGUGUUUAACUGAUAAUUAAAUUAGAAUGUCAGGUGAUAAGGCUUCAAGUUCUGGAAUGAAACAGAAACAUAUUCAGAAUCGUAUAAACGAGAAUGGCAAAAGGAGUUUCAAUCAUGGUUGCCAAGGAGUUUCAAUCAUGGUUGCCAAGGAGUUUGAACAGCGACCAGUAUGUUCAAUGUACAAGUUGUAAUAAAGAAAAGAUGCCCUCAAAAAACCUGUUUUAUGUGUAUGCGCGUAAUUCAAAAAUAUACUUCUUUCAUAGACGGCACUGUGUGACGGAAAGUCCCUUGAUCCAUCCCUGAUCUUGUGACGGCACUGAUUUUUUCCUUCUACCAAUUUCGACAAUCAACGACACUGUCUACCGAUUUCUUCCUUUUCGGUUCGGCAACACUGCUGUUGGGUAUCUUAAUUAAGUUUUCAUCGUUGUACAUACUUUUUAAUUUUAAGUAAU
Messenger RNA from Acanthoscelides obtectus, 1414 nucleotides. The record is from the annotation of a GenBank genome assembly. Lineage: Eukaryota; Metazoa; Arthropoda; Insecta; Coleoptera; Chrysomelidae.